AUGUUUUUCUCUUAGGUCUUUCCCCCUAUAAGGUUUGAAAGGGCAGUCGGUCCCACACAAGUGUGGGGAAAUGUCAGAGAGUGAAAAAGUCAGUGAGAGGAAUGGUUUUGAUGCAAGUUCCUCAAACCAUGAACCAUCUAUCCCCAAGAAACCCCCAGAUCUCAAUCAGGAUGAUCUCAUCUUGGAGCAGCAGGCAAAAAUAGAGAAGGAGAUUGCUGCUUUUACUCCACUUGUGGGAGAAAAGGAGAAACUGUCUGUGAAGAUGGCUGAGGAAUACCACAGCGAUCAGGUGUAUUCUAGAAAGAUCGAUGACUUACAAACGAAGUAUGGAUAUAUCCGUCGAACUAGAGGUGACGGGAACUGCUUCUACCGGGCAUUUGCAUAUUCUUACUUCGAGAAUCUUCUCCAAGAUUCAAAGGAAUUAGCUCGGUUUCAAGAGGUGAUAAAGAAGACCAAAGAAGAUCUUAUGCACAUGGGGUUCCCUAAUUUCACUGUUGAAGACUUCUAUGAAACUUUUGAGGAUGUGCUUGAGAAGAUUGGUUCAAAGAUUUCUCCUGAUGAGCUGCAUUCCAUCAUGAAUGAUACUGGAACAUCAGACUACCUUGUGGUGUACCUACGCCUCAUUACCUCUUGCCACCUGCAGAAAGAAGCAGCUUUCUUUGAAAAUUUCCUUGAAGGAGAUAUUACCAUGAAGGACUUCUGCAGUCAUGAUGUGGAGCCGAUGUUUAGAGAGAGCGACCACAUCCACAUCAUUGCUUUGACAUCAGCUGUGAAGGUGGGCGUGCGUGUGGAGUACAUGGACCGAGGGGAAGGAGGGAAGGUGAAUGCCCACGACUUCCCCAACAGCAGCACCAACCCUCAGCAUGCUACCUGGAAUCUCCUCAACAACCAUGCCAUUGCUGACAGCAUCUUUAUGGCUGAAAGAUUGCUGGCUGAAAGCAAAACUGAGGAGAAUACCUUCCUAUUGGCCAGCUGCUUUUACCGAGGUGGUCGACCAGACAAGGCUCACUUGAUCCUCUCAAAAUUUGGGGGUGUAUCUCCUCACUCACGAUACCUCUUAGCCAAGUGCUAUCUUGAGCUUGACAGAUUGAAUGAUUCUGAAUCAGUCAUCCAAGGAGGUGGAAUGAAAAAUCGAAACCUGGAAGAUGUCAUUAAUGAAUAUGGAGACCUGGCUCCCUUUGUCCUUCAAAUACUGGGGCAGAUCUAUGCUCGUACAGAGCGGGAAAACAAGGCCAUUGAAGCUUAUCGCAAAGCCAUCAAACUCAACCCGCUCCUAUGGACCUGCUUCCAAGCUCUCUGCAACCUGGGGGUGGACCCUGAGCCAAGCAAAGUUUUCCAGCUUCCAAGUUUGGAUACUGGGAAUUCCAUUGUGACAUGUCAAAAGCUUCCAGUUCAUCAACAACACCUGCAUCAACAUAUCAUGGAUCCCUCAGCCUUUUCUACACCUGAAUUUACCUCAGUUGUCUCCAGUGCCCAAGGAACACCUUCCAGUCCUCUGCAGAAAGUAUCUCCAGAUAUUAUCACAAGCAAUCAGAACAAUGUGAAUGCAGCCCUGUCUGUAUAUCACAGUUCCAUAAAAACAAGCAACUCGUCCAAGAAGCAAAAGCAGGUCCGCUUUGCUGGCCUCACCUCCAAUAUCAUCAAUUCACCCGGUUUCACAUUUAUGACUUGGGACACUCCUGGAUCAGCUGAGAGCACGCAACAUCCCAUCUUUGGGACACUGUCUGGUGGAACACCAUUUGACAACAAGCAGACACAGCAACAAGCACAGCAGCAGCUACCAAUCAGGAAAGACAUGCAGUUAUUGCAGCUGGGUUCAGGGAAGUCAGUUCUCGCUCAGACUGGCAAUACUGUUCCAACUCCCUCAGGACCUGUCAAGAUAACACAACCUCAGAUUCGAAGAAGCUCCAGAUUGUUCUCCUCUUCCAAUUCAGUGAAGGAGAACAACAAAGCUUCAGCCAAGUCCCGUCUAUCAAAAAUCAAUGCUCCAACAAAGAAAAUCCGGACAAGAUCCUCAAAGAAUGAAAACAAGAAUGAGAAUGAGAAUGAGCUUGAGGGAAUUAUUGAUGAGAAACCAGAAACAAUCAUGCUGGAUGGAAAGGAUCUCAAGCCACCUGCAACUGUUCAUUUAUCCCGCUAUCACUGCUCAAAUGCAAUUGAAGUACUGAAUGCCCUGCCGCACCAGCAUUUUCAGACUGGUUGGGUCCUCUCAGCAGUGGGUCGAGCAUACUUUGAAAUGGCCAAGUACAAAGAAGCCAUCAAAUAUUUUGAGGAGCAGCGGGAAGUAGCUCCAUAUCACCUGGAAGGGCUUGAGCAUUACUCAACAGGCUUGUGGCACCUCCAGAAUGAGAAAGCCUUGGCAGCCCUGGCAUCUUCCCUCUUGUCCACAUGGAAGAAAGAUUCCCAAUCUUAUUGUGCUGCUGGCAAUUGCUUUUCCCUUCAGAAGGAGCAUGAAACUGCCAUCAAGUUCUUCCAACGAGCAGUUCAGGUAUCUCCAAGAUGUGCCUAUGCAUACGCACAAUUGGGGCACGAGUAUGUGCUGAUCGAUGCAUUGGAGAAGGCUCUCAGGUGCUUCCAAUCAGCCAUUUCAAUUGACAAGAGGAGCUACACUGCCUGGUAUGGGAUAGGUGUGGUAUUCUUCAAGCAGGAGCGUUUCCAGCUUGCAGAAUAUUACUACCGAAAGGCUCUAGAAGUGAACCCAUAUAAUCCCACACUCCUCUGUCACCUUGGCGUGACCCAGCAUUCUCGGGGACAGUAUGAGAAGGCAUUAAAGACACUUGAAGAUGCUGUGAAGCAGUAUCCAGGCCAUGUUCUAUGUCGCUAUCACUAUGCCUCAACCCUUGUCACACUGGAGCGGCUGGCUGAAGCACUUGAAGAGCUCCAACUCCUCCGGCAGCAAGUUCCCAGGGAAUCUCUCGUGUGCUUCCUCAUGGGCAAAGUUUACAGCCAGAUGGGGAAUGCCCCAAUGGCCUUGGCUCAUGUGUCCUGGGCCAUGGAUCUGGAUCCAAAGGGUGUGAACAUUCGAGUGAGAGAAGGCAUAGAACCAAACAGUCGUAUUGCUUCUGAAGACAUUGUUUCACCUGCAGGUCUUUCCUGUUCCUCAGGUACUGAAGGAAUGGUUGAAAGUUUUGGGAGCUUGACACCCAGCACCCCCUUGGGGGUGGACCAGAUGCGACUUGUGGAAGGGGAGAAUAGUGCUCAAUCCAGAGGAGCAGGGGCAGCAGGUCCCUCAGUGGGAGAAGAUGAAGAGGACAGAGAGCAACCUGGCUCUCUACAGGGUGAACUUGCCAUUGUGUCUGCAGCCUGCACGGGUGUGAGACUCCGUCGAUUGAAGGGAUCGGAGAUGCUGGGAAUGAGAACAUGUCAGAGGCUCCUGCCGCCUCCUUCACUUCUCUCCUCGAAGGAACUAUCGAAGCCACUCUUCGGAUGGUUGAAUGCCAUCUUCAACAUGGUCGACGAGAGCCGGAUCAAGGAAGUGGGAGCCGACCGCGCAUGCGCGGAGUGGCUCCUCCGCUGCGGUGCCUACGUCCGGUGGAAGGAAUACCCCGAGAAAUGGGUCUCGGAUUACAAUACNCGUCCGUGUUUGAACGAUGCAGGUGGUCUGAAACACGUGGAGGAAGUGAAGUUCCAUCGCUGUUCCUACUUGGAUGACGAGUCCCUGCCCAUGCUGAAACCCCUCGCCGAGACGUUGACGUCACUCGAGAUCGUGAGCUGCGGGAACGUCACGGACCGGGGUCUCGCGUCUCUCGGGCAGCUCAGGAACCUGAAGACGAUGUUUCUGUUCGACCUGCCGGCAGUGAAAGACCGGGAGGGAUGCCUCAGAGAUUUGGAACGGGAGUUGCCGUCCUGUCGAGUUGAGUUUCCUUCGGUAGAAGAGAGAAGUAAAUCUCCGGAAUAAGUUGUUUCCUUCGUUUGCAUGUGACGUCAGUGUGAUAUAAGAAAUGGACUGUGAUGGUGAUGAAAGUGAACCGGUGUUCUUUGCAAUCUUGUUUAUGCUUUCCAUGUCGUAAAGUGAGGAUGUUGGUGAUGAAAACCCUUGCCAGAAUCACCCGUGCGGUGUCAAUCGAGGAGGCCAUUCGAGUAUUCCCAACAAAGCAUUAUCAGAAGUGUGCUCCAGAGCAGAGGUAUUAACAGAUCCGAAUCUCUUCCGCAAAAUAUAUCGACCUGUCCCUAUCCUGUCCAUGAGACAGGUCUCCUGCAAUUACUUAUGUUGACUUAAAACACGAUGGUUUCCAGGGCUGUACAGACCGGG
This is a messenger RNA of Darwinula stevensoni, 4252 nucleotides long. The record is from the annotation of a GenBank genome assembly. Lineage: Eukaryota; Metazoa; Arthropoda; Ostracoda; Podocopida; Darwinulidae.